Messenger RNA from Cucumis melo (muskmelon), 2152 nucleotides. RefSeq lists its product as uncharacterized. The record is from RefSeq and is a predicted model, not a curated record. The transcript is spliced from 11 exons. Lineage: Eukaryota; Viridiplantae; Streptophyta; Magnoliopsida; Cucurbitales; Cucurbitaceae. The coding region runs from base 141 to 1877 and encodes 578 amino acids.
UUGGCGGUAGAAAAAGUUAGGAGCCUUGCGACAACAUCCAGUUCCACUGUUGAGUUGGCCUCAUCUUUGUAUCAACGCGGUGAGCUCGCUCUGCCACUGGGGUUCUACACUCUUCAAUCAAAACCCUAAUUUUCUUACCAAUGUGCUCUUCUUCUUCCUUCCCCUCUACCUUCUCUUCAUUCCUUACCAAGUCCCCAUCCAUUUCCCGACGACGGACUGUUCUUUUCCCCAACUCCCAUCUAUUCCUCGCCCAUCUCAGGCCCACUAACUCUACAUUUCGUAUUGCUGCUUCUAUUACUGAACCAGACCUCGAGCUUUCGUCUUGGUUUAAUUCCGACCAACCCAACACCGGCGACGCCUAUGGUGGCUGGGUAUUUCUCAACUCUCCAACCAGUGAUGUAAAAACCGAGAAACGAGGGUUGUCUCGUUCCGUAAUUGGGGUGGUUGGGACCUCACUUGUUGUUUUGUUCGCUGUUAUUGCUCAAAUUUCACUAUCUAGAAGAGGGUUUAAGUUUCAGUGGCGUAUUCCCUUGAGAUCAUUAGAAGGGAUAUUUAGUCAUACGGAAAAUGUAGGCGAUCGAGGCAAAACUGUGGAGGAUAGUUUACCCAAUGACGAUCUACCGACUGAAUCUCGUGCUGAGUCAAUAGCUGAUUCUAAGAUUGAUGACACUAUUACUUCAGAUUCUGGGAAUAAGCUUGAACGAGUUAUAAUCACCAUUCCUGUUGAUUCUACUCAAGAUGAAGCGUUGUCGAUUUUGAAGAAACUUAAGGUUAUUGAAGAAGAUAUUAACGGUGGAGAGUUGUGUAGUAGAAGGGAAUAUGCAAGGUGGCUAGUUCGUAUGUAUUCGUCAUUGGAAAGGAAUCCAAAACACCAUAUUAUUCCAUCUGUUUCGCUUUCUGGGUCAACAGUUGCUGCUUUUGAUGAUAUAAGUUUUGAAGAUCCUGAUUUUGAGUCCAUUCAAGCUCUAGCAGAAGCUGGUGUCGUACCCAGCAAAUUAUCACCAAACUAUGGAUAUGAUGGCUUGGGAGAUCGAGAGCGAACUUAUUUUUUUCCUGAGAGGUUUGUAUCUCGCCAGGCUUUGAUAGACUGGAAAGUCCAGUUAGAUUAUGAGUUUGUCCCUGGAAUGCUAGAACGGAUAUCAAGUACAAAGGUGGAUUUUAUGGACUUGAAGGAAAUCAGUUCAGAAGCAUCACCACAACUGUUCAUGGAUAUUUUAGCUGGGGAGAGAAGCAUUCUCAGAAAAGUUUUUGGUCGAAUGAAACGGUUUCAACCAAACAAACCUGCAACAAAAGCACAAGUAGCAGUCACACUGGCAAGUGGCAGGAUGGCAGAAGCAAUUUCUGCUGAAUUAUCAAGACUGGAAUCCGAGAGUUCUGCUAGAAAGGCUGAGAUAGAAGAUAUCAAGUUGGAAUUGGUAGAAAGAGGAGACAUACAAAGGUAUUGGGAUAAGAAGCUAACUGAGGAGAAAAAACGCCUUUUAGAUAUGGAGGAACUUUAUCUUGCUGCUGUCAGUAAUUUGGGAGAGGAGAAAAUGGUUCGAGAGAAGAUUUUUUCCGAGUAUUUAAAGGAGAAGGCAUCUAUAGACUGUCAGAGGCAAUUGCUUCUCAGCCUCAAGGAAGAAGUUGAUGGGAUGACAGAAAAGCUUCUUUCUGAGAGAUCUGUCUGUGAGACAGAGCAGAAUGAGCUACACAAUAUGCGCGCUGAUUUACAGAACCAGCUAGAGGGGAUGCUUGAUACAAAAUCUGUGCUUGAAGCUGAGAAAGAAGCUCUCCGUAUUCUUAGAACUUGGGUAGAAGACGAAGCAAGGAAAAGCCAAGCUCGUGCUAAGGUUCUUGAGGAGGUCGGACGUAGGUGGAAAUGGGACGAUCAACCUUGAAAUUUUCCCACAUACUGUGUUGUAAAGUUGUCCCCAAUUUCAUUCACAAAUUACCUACUUGAGGAAUCGGCAGUAAGAAGAGAUCAUAAUGUAUUUUUGCUACUACACUCGCAAGUCUAAUCAGAGGAUUUGAUUACAAUAUCUUGCUGCUGUAAUAGAUUCGUUCAUAAAUUAAUCCAGAUUGAAAAGUCAAGCUUUACUUCAUUUUCAUCGACAAUGUAGAAAUUUUGUUUAUAACUUUGUACUAUUGAAUCUAUUGCUCCUCGAUUUGCCCC